Messenger RNA from Carcharodon carcharias (great white shark), 2805 nucleotides. Its product is annotated as alpha-1B adrenergic receptor-like. The transcript is spliced from 2 exons. Gene Ontology annotation, biological process: cell-cell signaling; positive regulation of cytosolic calcium ion concentration; adenylate cyclase-activating adrenergic receptor signaling pathway. Gene Ontology annotation, molecular function: alpha1-adrenergic receptor activity. Bases 317 to 1858 code for a protein of 513 amino acids. Lineage: Eukaryota; Metazoa; Chordata; Chondrichthyes; Lamniformes; Lamnidae. The record is from RefSeq and is a predicted model, not a curated record. Gene Ontology annotation, cellular component: membrane.
UAUAUAAAAGCGGAGAGCAGGAGGGAGGCAGCAACACAGCGGAGCGGAGAGGCGAUCCCUACCCCAGAUAAGAGAGAGGGAGCAAUCCUGGCUCUCUCUCAGAGGUAACCCCCUUGACAAAUGGUCCCGGGUCACCUGGAGAUUAUUUGCCCCUCACAGAACACGCUUGCAGCAAACUUUCCCAAUGAGAUUGGGUUUCGCGGUGAAGACGGUUCGCCUCCUCUCUGCCGAACAACUUUCUCUUCUUGUCCUGACGUAGGAUGUCUUUCUGUGAUGGGACUUCACCGCUUGGCUGGCACAUGAGCUGAUAUGGAGAAUGAUCCUCAACAUGAAUUUCGUGCACUCUGCCGGAGGAGUUGGCGACAACCGAUCAUCCCCAGAUCCCCCCUUCUCCGAUGUGAACUUGACGACCAAUAGCUCAAACGGGACCUUCCGAAAUAGCACCUCGGCGUCCCUGAGCUCAGCUAAAGGAGCAAUCCUCGGGCUGGUCCUGGUUCUCUUCAUUUUAUUCGCGCUGGUCGGUAACAUUUUAGUCAUCCUCUCCGUAGCUUUCAACCGACACUUACAAACAACCACAAACUACUUUAUCAUAAACCUGGCGAUCGCAGACUUGCUCCUAAGUACAACGGUGCUGCCCUUUUCAGCCACACUUGAGAUUAUUGGCUAUUGGAUUUUCGGGCGGAUUUUUUGCGAUAUUUGGGCAGCUGUUGAUGUGCUCUGUUGUACUGCCUCCAUCAUGAGCCUGUGUGCCAUUUCAAUAGACCGUUAUAUAGGGGUUCGCUACUCCCUGCGCUACCCCUCCAUUGUAACAGAGAAAAAGGCAGUAUUCGUUGUGGUAGGGGUAUGGCUCUUGUCCAUAGUCAUCUCUAUCGGCCCUCUCUUGGGCUGGAAACAGCCAGCGCCGCCGGAUGAGAAGGAGUGCCAAAUCACGGAAGAUCCCGGCUAUGCUCUUUUCUCUUCGCUGGGGUCCUUUUACAUCCCCUUAACUGUCAUCCUGGUGAUGUACGUCAGGGUCUACAUUGUGGCCAAAAGGACUACCAAGAACCUGGAGGCUGGGGUGAUGAAGGAGACAUCGGACUCCAGGGAGCUGACUUUGCGCAUCCAUUGUAGGAACAUUCAGGACGAGUCCAUCGUCUCCAGGUCCAAGGGGCAUCACAUAAGAAGUUCACUCUCUGUCCGUCUUCUCAAAUUCUCCAGAGAAAAGAAGGCAGCGAAGACACUUGGCAUCGUCAUGGGCAUGUUCAUUCUUUGCUGGCUGCCAUUCUUCAUCGCUCUCCCCCUUGGUUCAUUCUUUCCCUCCUUGAGACCAACUGAAACUGUCUUCAAAGUAGUAUUUUGGCUGGGUUACUCUAACAGUUGUGUAAACCCAAUUAUUUACUCUUGCUCUAGUAAAGAAUUCAAACGAGCUUUUAUCCGCAUCCUGAAAUGCCAGUGUCAUCGCAGAAGACGACCAGUCUGGCGGGUUUACAAUUACAACUGGAAGAUGAAUUCUCUUGAUCAGCAGAGAAAAGAUUCAGUGGACGGUGGCUCUGUUAUUUUCAAUGGCAAUGACCGGAGGUUGUCAUCAAGUCCCAAUCCCUGUUUCACUGACAAGAACAGGACACAGAGCAUGGAAAUGUGCAGCCUUCAGGGCUGGAGGCUGUUCCCUUCCUUUCGCCGUUCUCCCUUUCCAUCCAAUGGACCAAAAGAAAAAUGUGAGUUUCCCAGAAAGAUCAUCAAUGGAGGGUACGGAGUCUGUGCUAGUUCAACUAUCUUUACAAAGAGGACCACAACUUUUGGACAUCAAGAAAUAUUGGAGGGAUUUCAACAGAAUGUUCACAGUAAAACAGCUCCUAAUGUACCUGAAACAAAUAUUUAAACAAGAACCAGAACUUCCAAGUGUAAUGACCUGUUGUGAAAAUGUUGUGUUGCUGUAUGUUAUAUUGUUUACAAAGGUAUAAAUGCACGUAAUAUUAUAAUUACUACAUAAAUGUUUUACUCUAAUUUCUGUAUGUGUUGUAAUUUAUUGUUUCAGCUAUAUAUUAUGUUACUAUGAAAACCUCAUAUCCUCAGGAAGAUGUUUAUUGCCUAUAAUGCACAGUUUGCAUUUCAACAAAAAUAUUUUGUUUGCAUUUAAAGUCUGUGGUUUAAGAACUGUUUCAGUCCAUGUUAACCAAAGCAGUGUCUCCUAGCCAUUUGGGAAUGGAUGCUUUUGGAGAAUUGGGAUGAAACAAAGAUUUUUUCAGAGAGGAUGACCAAAAACUGGUUUAUGUUUAAAAAAAGUUACUUCUUCUGGUAUCGGUAUUGGAGCCUGAUGUUUCAUUUUCAUGAUCCCUCCUUUCACCAAAUCAGUUUGAAUUUCUCAAGGAGCCAUGCUGUGUAUUGCAGCAGGAGGGCCAGAAGGGAUAGAAGAGCAUUGGAUCACCUUGAACCACAAUUCCCAAGGGCAGAAAUUUUAUGCCAGCAGGAUUUUACGGUCUAAAGUCAAUGGAAUUUUGAAUGGCUCGCCGCAUUUUACAGCCCUGCUCCUGCCAUGACAGGUCCAUAAAAUUCCACCCUUGUAGUUGGCUAUUGAUUGUUAAAGGCAGAGGCUGAAGAGAGGAGACAGGUUACUUGUCCCAUCUUUUUGAUCAGGGAGUCAAGAACCAAAAAGAGGGAUGAUCCAAAAUUGUUUCAAAAAGAGAACUGUAACAAAUAAAGUUUUUUAACCAUUAAUUUCACAGGAUGCUCUUCAUCAUAAAAUAUGGCAAGCUGUGCUUAUGAUGCAUCACUUUUUGUCGAUGAAAAUCUCUGAAUAAAUAUUUUAAAAAGCAGUGCUUUCCAAAA